AUGAAAUUGUCCAAAGCUUUAAUCUCAACACUUCUAUACAGUGCCAGUGCUUUGGCAAGCCAUCUGCCUCGCACUACCGGCCAGAACGCUUCGCCAUUAGUGUUCACGUACGGAUCAGCAGAACAGCCGGAUCUAGUCUUUGCCAUAAGCGCGACAACGGAUGGCGACUUUGCCUUACACAUGUCAGGAUCGUCCAAGCACUCUUGGAUCGCCGUCGGAACAGGUACAGAGAUGGAUGGUUCGAUGAUGUUCGUGCUCUACGGCGACGGAACAAAAAAGGGCGCCACCCUGAGCACGCGGUCCAGCACAGGACACCAGGAGCCAUCUUACGUGUCCAGUAUGGAACCGCAAGUGAGUGCAAGCAGCGAGAAUGGUAUUCACGCCGCCACCGCAUACUUCAGGAACAGUUCCGCCUGGACGCAGAACAGUAUCGACAUGACCUCAAGCAAGCAACCUUUCAUCUUCGCUCUAGGUCCCAAGACGCAUGGCCAGACCGAUUCAUCGCCAACAGCGAUGAUACAGAGACAUGUUGUCUAUGGUAGCUUUACCAUGGACAUGACACAAGCACUUUCGUCUUUGGCGUCUCAAGCCAAUGGUGAGAAUGGCACGUGGACUAGCAGUGGUGCAUCUUCAGCCUUUGACGUCUCCAAGGAUUUCGACGCUGGAUGUGUUAUACAUGCUGUCGUUAUGUGUCUUGCGUUUGUUAUUGUAUUUCCAUUGGGUGCACUGCUAUUACGACUACUCAGUGUCAGAGUCCACUACUUGGUCCAACUGGCAGCCUCUCUUCUUGUUCUUGUCGGCCUGGGGACUGGCAUAUAUGUUUCAAUGGAAUAUAACAAGACGCAGACAUACAUGACUGCUCAUCAGAUCAUCGGCCUGACCUUGUUUGCUGGUGUGGCCAUACAAUUACUUCUUGGUACGAUUCACCACGUCAUCUUCAAACGCACACGGAAAUCGACUAGGCUCGGCAAAAUUCACUUGUAUCUUGGUCCGAUGAUACUUGUCCUGGGUAUCGUUAACGCACCUUUGGGUCUCAUAUUGGGCCAGCAAAAGCAAUAUAAUGUGCCAUAUGCUAUCCUGGCCGCUGUGCUAGCAGUCUUGUUCUGCGUGGCAAGAGGAUACCUCUUUUGGUCUGGAAGACUAAGUAAGACAAUUAAAGACAAUGACGGAGAUGUACAGGUACCCUUACGCACGCUUUAG
Messenger RNA from Aureobasidium subglaciale EXF-2481, 1200 nucleotides. Its product is annotated as iron reductase domain protein. Lineage: Eukaryota; Fungi; Ascomycota; Dothideomycetes; Dothideales; Saccotheciaceae. The coding region runs from base 1 to 1200 and encodes 399 amino acids. The transcript is spliced from 4 exons. The record is from RefSeq and is a predicted model, not a curated record.